UCAAACAGGACACAGGAGCAGGCAUGUUGGGUUCAGACCCACAGCACUUGCAUUUGGCCACGAAUUGACAAGUGCAUACUGGUACCUUUGUAUCAAAGUACUGCCAAGGAUACUGUGUAUCAGGACUUUUUUUUCUUAACGAUGUUGUUGAUUCUUCUGUUGCAUACAAUCAUCAGCUUUAAGGGUUUAGCUGGAGGAGCUGAACCUGAGACGCUGUGCACCGCGUAUGCAUGCUUCACGGUGCAUGCAGACUGGGUGAACUUUGAGGAGGCUCGUCUGAACUGCUUUGACAAAGGAGGCUAUCUGAUGACCGUCAGAGAUGCAGAAGAGGAGGAUGUGGUGCUUUCCCUUCUGUCAAAGAUCCACAGGCGCAAUCAGGACCGAAUCCUCAGAUUCUGGAUUGGAUUAAAAUUGCACAAAGGUGACUGUGUGCUGCCUGAUCAGAGUCUCAAGGGGUUUAAGUGGGUAUCCGGUGAAGAAGAUUCCCACUACUCCAAGUGGGAACAGGAACCUGUCAACACGUGCACUGAGGAGCGAUGCGUCAGGAUUCAUUACUUGGCUUCAGGUCAGAACCAGCUAAGGUGGACUGCAAAAUCUUGCAAAGAGCCCGCUUUUUACAUGUGCAAGUUUUAUUUCAAAGGAAUGUGCAAAGCACUGAUGCUGCUGGGACCUGGAAAUAUCACGUAUAUGGCACCUUUCUCAUCAGAGCUGCGACAAAGUGACACGCAGUCAUUACCUCUUGGAACAUCUGCCGAGAUCACGUGCGGCAGCCACAAAGCUCACUACUCUGUGUGUACGGGUGCAGAUGGCGCCUUUCACUGGACUCUCCGCGGUCCGUUCUGCAAAGCAGGACGGCCAACCUGUGCAUUCAAUAAUGGUGGCUGUGAACAUUUUUGCAGUCAAGCCUCCGAUGAAGUCAGGUGCUUCUGCAAGGAUGGUUACGAGCUGGAAGAGGAUGGAUUCUUCUGCAGGAUGAAAGCUGUUUGUGGCAUUAACACCUGUGAGCACCAGUGCAUAAUGGGGGCAUCGGGAUAUUCGUGCAAAUGCCCAGAUGGGUUGAAACUUGAUGCAAACCUGCACAGCUGUUCUGACAUUGACGAGUGUCAAUUUCAACCCUGUGGCGAUCAGUUGUGCAUCAAUACACAUGGCAGCUAUACGUGUGUGUGUAAGGAAGGAUUUAAGAUGGUGGCUGGCAGAUGUCGCGAUGUGGACGAAUGCGCUCAGCCGAGAUGCAAGCACACUUGUUUGAACUUUCUGGGAUCUUUUUCCUGCCACUGCAACACUGGCUUUGCUUUAUCUGAGGAUGGCCACUCCUGCAUAGAUGUGGAUGAAUGUGUCCGCAAUCGCUGUGAGUUCAAAUGUGUCAAUACUUUAGGUAGCUUCCUGUGCACAUGCCCACAGAGCUUCCAGCUGGACACCAACGGGAUGACUUGCAGUCCAGCUGUGACAACCACUGCAGCCAUUCCACUCAAUGACCACACCACUGAAAACAGGAAACAAGAAAGCGUCACCAGGACCACAACUGAAGUUCAGCACCAUCUGCCACAAACAGGUGCACCGCCUGCAUUUGUGGCCAACAUCACGCAGCAGAGCAACAUAUCUAUGGCAUCAAGUCUGGCAGACAUCUUUAACUCCAGAGUGAUGAUCUGUGUGCUUGGGUCGGUUAUCCCUCUCAUCCUUGUAAUUGGCAUGACGCUAAUUAUUGCAGUUUAUAGAUGCAACCACGCCGAAGAAGCCAAAGAAGCCAAGAAGAGUGACACGACUGAUGAAUAUUGUUGGGUGUCCUCUGGUUUAGAUCCACGUUUAGAAAAACUCUACAAUUCCAUCUUGACUGAUGACUUGCUCAACAUGACCUCGUUGAACCUGAAUGCACAGCUAACACAGCUUCAUGUCCUGAUGCUGUGCUGUCUUUUGGCAGCCCUGAAGCAGGCUGAAGCUUGCGAGCCUGUUUGCAUCAACAGUGACUGUGUGACUGUCAACCAGGACCGCAUGGACUUCAGCAUGGCUGAGGAAGCAUGCCGUGCCAGGAACGGGGAACUGAUGGUACUGCAGUCUGAGAAGGACCAGAAAAUCCUGGAGGCAAUAGGGCAAAGUGUUCCCGGACACGUUUGGAUCGGACUGCGUUUACCAGCUGGUAUCUGCAGCAAUCUGUCAGUGCCGCUGAGAGGGUAUGCCUGGAGGUCUCACCACGUCCACAGGGGUUUCAUCCCAUCCUUUGUCACUUGGAAGGACAGCACUCAAGUCUGCUCCGUGCACUGUGUGUCACUUUCAAACGAUCUCAAGUGGACAGAGAGGCUGUGCUCUGACAAAAUUGAUGGAUUUCUGUGCACAACGGACCACAAAAAUGCAUGCCAGGCACAGGAAGCUGCAGAUGCAAACACUUUUCAAAGUGCUAACAGCUGUUCAGAUGCACCGUGUGAACACAUCUGCACAGAUGUGCCAGGAAGUUAUAAAUGCUCCUGUUUCCAAGGAUAUAUCCCAAAAAUUGAGGACCCUCAUCAGUGUCAGGUUCACUGCACAGAAGAGACAUGCCCGGCAAUAUGUGCUAACCUCCACGCUGGCACUUCCUGCAUCUGUCCAGAGGGAUUCAUAAUGAAUAAAACGUUUUGUGUCGAUAUUGAUGAAUGUGAAAUGGAGCAGUGUGACCAAAAGUGCAAAAACACUUACGGCAGUUUUGUCUGUGCUUGUUGGGAAGGAUUUAAGUUGAAAGAUCACAUCAAAUGCAUCAGAGCAGAAGAAGAUAUUGUCAUCCCCACAGAUCCUGUCCAACAGCCAUCUAAUCACACAGUGAAAAUGUCCCCUGCUGCUGGCCAUUUUCUCUGGGUGUGGAUUCUUGUGGCUGUUGGGGUGGUGGUGGUGAUAUUUGGGGUGAGGUUUUAUGUCAUUAAGCGUCAAGAGUUUAGGGAACGUAAUCCCCAAAGAACUACACCUCAUGAGGACGAGUGUUAAAGUUGGUCCAACAUAAUGAAUGAACCCUUGCUUUAAUUUCUGAGGACUUCAAGGGCUCCUGCAGGUUUUAACUUUUCAACAAACAAAUGCUGUCAAUUUUCAUCAAUAGAACUACAGUGUCAGGGACUGAGAUGACCCUGUACCAGAUUUGUGUAUUCGCUUUCUGCACAUGUACAAAAAAUAUGAAGUUUGUU
Messenger RNA from Thalassophryne amazonica, 3143 nucleotides. Its product is annotated as complement component C1q receptor. The record is from RefSeq and is a predicted model, not a curated record. Gene Ontology annotation, cellular component: membrane. The transcript has 2 exons. Gene Ontology annotation, molecular function: calcium ion binding; transmembrane signaling receptor activity. The coding region runs from base 142 to 2949 and encodes 935 amino acids. NCBI's taxonomy places the organism in Eukaryota, Metazoa, Chordata, Actinopteri, Batrachoidiformes, Batrachoididae.